AUAUAAUAUUUCUAAAUCCACAUAUUUCACAAUAUUUUAUAAGAAUUAAUAAUAAUGAAAUAAACCACUUAAAAGGGUUAUUUUAAAUAUAUUAUCGAUGAUUUCAAAUCAUAUUCUAUGAAAGGUAGAUGCAUCCUUGCAAAACUGUGUCAGUAGGGUUUGCCUUCAAUGUCACGGUCGGAAGGUCAGUUAACUUGUAAUUCCUGUCCAAAGUGAAAUUUUUCUCAAAUCAGUUACAUUCCAUUCUACAAGAAUGUCUCGUUAUUGUACGUAGAUAUUGAGGAUGUUACUGGUGAAAGUUUUAUUUUACGUGAAUUCUCGCUUGAAAUUUUUAAAUCAUUACUAGAUAAUGAUGGAACUCAAAUCGGACAGGAGAUUCGAAAUAAUCUGCAAAAAUUUAUUAUGUGGGGGUGUAGCUGGUAUGUUAUCAAAAACUACAGUAGCUCCUUUAGACAGGAUAAAAAUUCUUUUGCAAGCUCAUAAUAAACAUCACGAAUCUCACGGGGUACUGAAAGGAUUAAGACACGUCGUUUCAAAUGAAGGAGCAUUCGCCCUUUAUAAAGGUAAUGGAGCUCAAAUGGUUCGCAUUUUCCCGUACGCAGCCAUCCAAUUUACUUCUUUUGAAAUAUACAAAAAAUACUUGGAUGGAGUUUUUGGCGAAACGUCUCACAUCGAUAAAUUUCUGGCGGGAGCAGCUGCAGGACUGACUUCGGUAACGUGUACUUAUCCGCUAGAUACCAUCAGAGCCAGAUUGGCGUUUCAAAUAACGGGAGAGCACGUUUAUACUGGUAUAGUUCAUGCCGCAAUUACAAUUUUUAAGGAAGAAGGUGGCACUCGAGCCCUGUACAGAGGCUUCACUCCUACCCUUAUGGGGAUGAUUCCCUACGCUGGUCUCUCUUUCUAUUGUUUCGAAUAUAUCAAAUACGGUUUCAUGAAAUAUUUACCUAAAUGGGCGUGCAAUAAAUGCGAAAAAAAUACAGGAGGAUUAGUAUUGACCAUACCGGCUAAAUUGGUAUCUGGUGGAUUAGCCGGGGCUGUUGCACAAAGUAUUAGUUAUCCUUUGGAUGUAACUAGAAGGAGGAUGCAAUUGGCGAUGAUGAACCCCGAAACUCACCAUUAUGCCAAAAGCAUGUUUGCAACACUAGUCAACAUAUAUAAAGAGCACGGUAUCGUUAGAGGACUUUACAGGGGAAUGUCGAUAAAUUAUAUGCGUGCCAUACCAAUGGUGGCCGUAUCAUUUUCCACGUACGAACUUUCCAAACAAUUUUUGAAUUUGGAUACCGGAUUAAAAGUUAGCGUCGGUUAAAACUUGUUAGAUUCGAUUUUAGAUCAAUUUUUAAAUAGCUGGGGGGUGUAUUUAAACGAAAAGGAGAAUAGCAUUUUCACUUUUUUUAAAAUGUUGCAGUUAAUUAAUAGUAACCUUUAGUUAAUUUAUAGAGUUUAAAUAAUCAAAAUUUAAUUUUUUUAGGACAAAAAGUGAACGAGAACUAGAAAAUGUGAAACGUUAUUUAUUUUUUUUAAUAAAAGAAUAUAAAAACC
Molecule: messenger RNA, 1539 nt
Organism: Diorhabda carinulata
Lineage: Eukaryota; Metazoa; Arthropoda; Insecta; Coleoptera; Chrysomelidae
Product: solute carrier family 25 member 16-like
Exons: 7
Coding region: 350-1306 (318 amino acids)
Biological process (GO): transmembrane transport
Cellular component (GO): mitochondrial inner membrane
Source: RefSeq, a predicted model, not a curated record